CACCCAAAUGCAUAAGUACUGCUAAAAACCAUUUCGAUAGGCAUAUUGAACACCACCCGCUCAGGGUCGCUCCCCGAACACGCCAUUUGGGUAGUCCCUGAUGUGAUACCGGACAGUGGACUCCAAUCCGGACCCCAAACUGUAUCGUACUGUACAUACAACCGCUCAUCAAAUACGCCGCCUGGGAAAACAGUGUACUCUAUCUGGCCACUAAACGACACCAAAAACUUAGUAACUUCGUUGUCUUUCAUUGAAAAAAAUUUUUUUAAUACGCUGUACACAAUAACAUAAACGCAACCACAUCCCUAGCAUUGACAGCAAUACAAACAAAACAAUGGUUCCUAUAGCAACAGAUGUUGCUAUACCAACCAUAAAAAUUCAAUUUGUCUGUGGUUUUUAGUAAUAUUAAAGUUGAGGUUAUUUAAUUCUUAUUUUUAAAGAAGAUAUUUUAAAAUUUUCGUUCAUAUUUCAAGAAUAAUUUUAUUAAAAUAUGAUGCAAAAAUUGCGUCAUCCAUAGACAACUUACUUCCGUUGAACUGUUUUACCGACAUGCUUUUAAGUUUUGUCACAAGAUGGCACUGUAUGUGCUUUCAAAAUCCCAAUCGGCCACCAUUGUUGAAGGCGAUUUUACCCAAUAGUUUGAUGAUUUUUUCCUUUUUUGUGAUACUUUACGGUGAAAUAUAGCAUUUUCUUUAAAAAGGUACAGUGACAAGUAUUCGGUAAAUCUAAAUCAGAACAUUUUAAGCUGUAAUAGUGGUUAAAUUCAAAACGUAAAUGCGUUCAAAAUGUCACGCGAAGCGAGCAUCAGAUUCGAGAACACCAUACCAUGCACCAAAUAAUUCUAGUUUUCUUUGAACUGAGUUCUAAAUGACAGUGAAAUAAAAGUGUCCCUUAAUAGAAAUACUCGUGGUAUGCAGUGGAUACUAAGAAUUUUAAUGGGCACACAUGAAAACGUUUCAGAAGUUUCUGUACACGUCGUAAAGGAGCGCAGUUACGCGGGCGAAGGCUUCUAAGUUGCCGGCAUCAUUAUGGUGGACUGAGAGAGUGUUUGUUGACGAUUUUGUGUUGAGUACGUGUUGUAAACAUUGUCGCGACGACUCCGCGCACGAUGUCUGGUGGCUCGCAGCACAACCCCAACGGACGGCAAUCUCAAUUGGGCCCCGGUUGGAGCCCCCUGCAGGUGUUACAGGUGGCGAACUUCCUCGCGCGCGCGCCGCAGGUGCACCUGCCCGCCGACCGGGGCGUCACGUGGCACACGCCCACGCCGCCGCCCCACCUCUACCAUGUGCCGGCGCCUUCGCCCCCGGACCCGCUACAGGCGAUGAAGAGCGUUGGCAGCAACUCAGUGUUCCGGCACAGCGCCACGCCCCCGGAACUGUUCCGGCACACGCCCACACCGCCGGACAAACAUUUGAUGAGACACACGCCAUCGCCUGGCGACGUAAAAGGCGGGGCUCCCCUCCCGCAGGCCGAGCUGUACCCGCACCUGGGGCCCGGCAGAGGUACGAUCGAUGACUACAUUAACAAUAGAGAGAAACACGUCCGGCCCGAAGAACUACUAGCGUACGCGCGCGUGGGCGUAGAUCUAUCGCUGAGCGGUCGCGCGAACGGCUCGCCUUCAUCUCCCGCGCUGUCAGUCCGCGACGCGCCCACGAUCAACAGCCUCAUAGCCCGCGCGGCACGUCCGCCGCACGCGCGGGUCGACGCGCUACUGGAGCGUUUGGCACCCGCGCCGGCGCCCGCUGCGACGAUGUCAGCGCAUGCGCCCGCGCCCGCGUCGCCGCUGUCAGUGAUAGUGCACCCGAGGGCGGCACCCACGCCCUCACCGCCUUCGUCCAACGAGGAUUCGGCGGACUCGUGCGGCGCCCCGCCGGGCUCCAAACGGAAACGGAAACCGGAGCGGACCAUCCGCGUGCCCUCUGCCCCGCCCCUCGCGCCCUCCCCCUCACCCGCCGUCACACCCUCUCCCGCACUCUCAGUCACCGCCACCCCCGCGCCCGCCCCCUGUCCGGUGCCGCCGGAAACACCCGAACCCGCCCCGACAGCUCCCGAACCUACUCGCGACCUCUCACCAAUACCCACUACCACCCCACCAUCACCGAAACCGAUAGAAAACGGCGACACCCUCCACGCGAAGUCCAACGGCCCCGAGAAACCACAAACGCCGCCGCCUCCGCCGCCGCCGCCGACAAGAAGAAAAACGCGAUCCGGAUCCGCCGAAACCAUAGACGAUAUCGCCGCCAUGAUCGCCAGCACCGAUCGAGCCGAUCCCCCGGUCCCCGCCCCACCUCAACCCGUAGAACCGGUUACCGUAGACAACUUGAAGAGCGUACUCGCAAGCCCUGAACCCAGAGCCGAAGAAAGAAGCGAGGAGCUCCCGGAACCCCCCGUAGUGGAAACGGCAGCGGCGGCGGCACCCCGCAGACGAAGCGCCCGAACUUCCAAUUCGGAAACAGCGAACGUCCCAAUCGAAUCGCCUUCGGAAGCGAAACCCGCCGAACCGGAAACGAGCGAACCCACAACCGUCGAACCGACGGCUGCGAGCUUCGUCGAAGUCGAGAAUCAGCUGGAGAAAAUGUUCGCCGGCAUAGAGGAGCAAGAGCCUUCAGACGAAACGAAACCCGAGCAGGAGACGGCCAAGGCGAAGAAACGGAGAAAAUCGGCGCCAACCAAAGGUGAUAGGAAGGCUGCGAGAAGGGCAAGCAGGGCUUCCACUGCGGACGAGGGGCCCCGCAGGAAGAAUCCCAGGAAGAAAGAAACCAAGGCCAAGAAGAGAGACGCACCUGUUAAAGACGCUUACGAUUCUGGAAGUAACGCCAGCUCGAGCCGAUCCAGAGGACCAUACAUACAGAUCCGCGGCCCGCGCGACUCACCACUAUCUGUGAGCGUGAUAAACGCCCAAACAGGGGAAGAAGAAGACCCAAGCACGACGCGUCGCAAAACGGGCGAAGAGUUCCGGAACGGUUUACGCGCGCGCGGUUUACACGCCAGCACUUUGGGGCUUAGAUACGACGCUACUACGCCCGACGCCACGUGGCGAUGCGCCUUCUGCGACCGCGGGCCUCACGCCCAGGGCCUCGGGGACUUAUUCGGCCCCUACACCAUCGACAACGACUGUGAAGAGUACAGGUCAGCGGAGGAAUGCCUGCGCCGCGAGUACCGAACAGCGGGCGCGAGUGAGGUGUGGUUCCACGAGGCAUGCGGUGUUUGGGCGCCCGGCGUUGUCGCGGCCGGCGCGCGUUUAUGGGGCCUCGGCGCUGGCGUUUGGGCCGCGCGCUGCCACGCCUGUAUGCACUGCCGGCGGCCGCCUGCGCCGCUAGCUUGCACCGCGCGCGGUUGUGUCGCGCGUGCGUCGCUACCCUGCGCCCGUCAAGCUGACUGGCAGCUAGACGACGAUACGUUCCAAGCCCGCUGCCCCGUGCACAAGCCGUAGAACCGUUUGUGAAGUGUUAGUGAAAUGGAACGUUCUCCGCGCGCUUACCAUUUGAACUCGCGAAAAGUCAGCAGUGCAUAAGCCGUAGAACCGUUUGUGAAGUGUUAGUGAAAUGGAGUGUCCUCCGCGCGCUCACCAUCUGAACUCGGGACUAGCCAGCAGUGCUUGAGCCGUAGAACCGGUUGUGAAGUGUUAGUGAAAUGGAACGUUUUGCGCGCGCCUUACCAUCUAAACUGGUGACUAGCUAGCGGUGCACAAGCCAUAUAACCGUUUGUGAAGUGUUAGUGAAACCAUGUAAACUGAAAAAACUUUGGUCUGAAAUUAUCGUCGCUCGCGGCAAUUACUUGCCUCCCUGCCCUGCACCCGACAAGCUGACUGGCAGCUAGACGAUGAUACGUUCGAAGCUCGCUGCCCCGUGCACAAGUUGUGAAGUGUUAGUGAAAAGAACGUUGCGCGCGCCCACCAUCUGUACCCUUAGUACGAGUUUGAGCACAAGAAAACUAUCAUAGUUUUCGUAAUUGUAAAUUAUGUUUCUAUGUCCAUUUUUGGUGAAAAGUAACCAAAUAUACCUAUUUAAAAUUUAAGAAGACGCAAAUGAUUUAAUGAUAGAACUUAAACACUGUUUAUAUGUAUUGAAACGAAAAUAAUAAAAUCAGUUACCUUAGUACGAGUGCAAGCUCAUUGUAAAACUUGUACUAAGGGUACUGAACUCGAGACUAGCCUCUGGUGCAUAAGCCGUAGAACUAUUUGUGAAGUGUUAGCGAAACGAACGUUUAGCGCGCGCCCACCAUCUGAACUCGCGACUAGCCACCAGUGCACAAGCCGUUGACCGUUUGUGAAGUGUUAGUGAAACCACGUAACCUGAAAAAACUUUGUGUGGCACGGCAAUUACUACUUCCAUCUUCUUCCAUCCCACGCGUGCCUACGCCUCGAUCACGCAUGUGUUGCAUCGCGCGCGAGUAUACUGGCUACUAGAUGAUGACAUGUUCCAAGCCCGAUGCACAAGCCUUAGAACUGUUUGAAGUGGCAUUGAAAUCAAUUAAACUCGAGAAUGUGUGUGAAAUUGUCGCCACUCGAGUUUAUACUACUCCAUCCAACGCGUGCUCACGCUUCGAUCACGCGUUUGUUUACCGUAUAGUGCGUCACUACUACCCUGCGCUAGGGGAGCUGGAUGGCUACUAAAUGAUAAUAAUAUAUUCCAAGCGUGCUGCCAGGUACCCAAGCCAUAAAACUGUUUGUGAAGCUAUAGUGGUUUCACCAUGUAAAUUUGCGACUAGCCACCUCAUCCGUAGAACUGUGUGUGAAAUUAUCGCCGCUCGCGUCUAUACAACCCCAAUCUCCAUCCCCAGGGACGUAUUUCCCCUAGGGCCGUCGCCCUUGUCGGCAGAAGCCAUAUAAAGGCAUUCGCUACAGACCUGUAUUUUGAUUUGAUUUACUAGUUCUAGGUUUGCCAACCCAAUCGUAAAUAACCCGAGGCGGUGGAUUUUAAAACACGCCCCUGUCCAUCCCACUUGUGCCCCAUCUCAAAUCACGCAUGUAAACCCUGCAUGAGGAGAUCUGGCUGCACAAACCAAAAAACAACACGCGUUUUUAAAAUUAUAGUGAAGGAAACCUCCAUUUACUCGAUCCCGCGCUCUCACGCCUAUAUCCACUGUCACCGUUCACCCACUUGCUCGUACGUACUAAACAGUUACAAGCAAAUGGAUAGCAAUGUUUAUUUAGCACUUGGAUGAAGAAGACACCGAUAUAUAACUAGCACCAACAAACACACUCAUUUAUUAAUGAAUAUAUAAUAUUAUACAAAGGCCGAGUGGAUCACAUUUCUAGCUACAAAAUAACAAAAAAGAAAUAAAGUUCUUAACACAUUGCGAUCAACUUUACCUUAAGCCUUAAGAUGACACAGGGCGAAUUUACAAGCUGCAAACCAGCGAGUUCGUUAGUAGCUUGUUAACUCGCCCCAUAUCAUUGAGUAGCAGAUGGUAAAAAAGCCGAUGACAUGCGGCAAGUUUACAAGCUGCUAGCGAACUCGCGGGCUUGUAGCUUGUAAACUCGCCCUGUAUCAUUGAGGCUUUACUGUCACAUGAAACCUAUUGUUAAUUAAUAAUGUUUAUAAACUGUGAUUAAUUCAAUUCUAAGAAACAUUCAACAACAGAAGUUAACCUAUGAAAGUACAGUAUCUCUUUUGCAUUGAAAACAAUAACAUUUAGGACUUAGACCUGUAAUGUAAAACCCACCAUACAUGUUGUAUGUGAUGACUCUGGAAAGACUCUAUUGAAGUAAGGUGUAUGAACAAUCUUACUAAACUGGUCAAUCAGGAAUUUGUGACAAAUUAACUUGCAUUGAUUUAGGGCCACUAGUCAGUGCGUGUGGGCAUGCAUUAUAAAUAAGAUCUUUAAAGGAUGAAUUACUAGAUCAACACUGUAACUCAUGUGUUGUAAAAGUUUCUAAAUUAAUUAUACUGUACUAUUUUAACGUAAAUUGUGUGUGCAAAAGUAAAGCAUAACGAAAGGGAAGGAAAUUGUUAAUAUAUAAGCAAAAACACUAGAAAGUGAAUUUGAAAUAACUUAUGACCAUAGCCCACCAGCAGUCUAUAUUAUUAGACCUAUUAAGUGUGAAUGUGGUUACAAAAAUAUUUUAGUGUGAUAUGUUGUCUUGACGCAGGCUGUCUUGCUAACAGUAACACAUGAAAUAUAGUAAAGGACUAUGCCCAUGCAGCUACAUAGUUUGUCUGUAUAUUAAUAAACUAGGACUUAAUUUUUCAAUGGAUGUGACCAUGUAUGAGAGAUUACUUUCAGGCUUAAGUCAUGAGGCCUUGAGAAUUUUAAUUGACAAAAACAAGUCACCAUACCAGAUUUUACUUAAAAAACCUGAUCAUAUUAUAUAUUUUUAAGUAAACGAAAACUAUAGAGGGUGUUUAAACGUACAACCGUGUCCCAUGUACAACAACAAAAACUCGAAAAAAAAAGAUGGAAUAGCUUAUUAAAUAGUGAUACAACCCUGCAGAAUCAUUAGACAAGUUGUAGAUAAAAACCUUGGUGGUAUUAUUCUGCCUGAUUAGCAAGCAUCGCAUUAUGUAUGUACAGAUUAUUUUUACUGAUAUGUUUAUUUUAGUGGUUUAGACCAAGUUUUAAAUGUAAAUAUAGUUGUAUGUUGUAAAUACAAAUUUGACGCAUCAGAACACUGUCUGAAAGUGUUUUAUCGAGCAAGCGUGAUCUGACAUUUAUUAUGUGAAAUACAGUAUUGUGUAGUAUUGCAUAAGCAUAUUUGCAAAUAUCACAAGGUUGAGUCUACUCAUUUUUAUUUUCUUCUAAUGUGUUAAAUUUAUUGCAUAAUAGUGAUGGUAAAUUUGAUCCAAAAAUAUAUUUUAAUGCAUAUGCAUUUUUCAAAGAUAUUUUUUUUAUAGUUUUACUGUUGUAUUUAGAUUCCUUUAAGAGUCGACGCCAAAACACGAAUAUAGGGGUUCGGGAUAUGCCUACUUUGAUCUUAAAGUUCUAUUCAUUUAGAGAAGUUUUUUAUGACUCCAGUAUUUUCAUAACAUCCCAAUAAUAAUGAUUUAAAAGAAAUUUAUGACCAACUAAUAAAAACAUUUAAAAUUAUCCAAACUUUAUAUAAUGGAUGUCAUGUAGGCCCCCAAGCCAGGAACGCACAGUGUACAAUGAGUAAAAUAUGAUUUUAUUAUUAUUUAUUUUAACAGUUUUUUAUGGUGUCACUAAUUCUACUCUUAGGUAAUACAUACUUAUUUUAGAUGAGUACCAUUCUAUAUUGAUAAGUACUAUUAUAUUAAAUUUGGGACUCUCUCAUUGUAAAUAUUCGAGUCUUCUACUCAUUGUAAACUGUUAGUAGGGUGUAAAUCUCGGUUACAUGUUGUCUAUAUAUUCAUGUGACGAUGCAGUGAUAUUAAAAGUAAUAAACGUUACAUCAAUGUAAUGAAUAUAUUUUAUGUGACACAAACAACUGUUUAGUUGCCAUUUUAGAAUCAAAACUAGUCUAAUUAAUAGUGUCUUGUGAUUAAAAAAAUUAUAAAAUCGUUUGGGGUCUAUUAAAAUUUACAAUUGCAUUUUUAUAGCUUCUUAAAAUUAAUACUUGUAUGUAUGUCGGUACUGCAUUGUUAUCGGUGGGUAUACACAAUCAUGUGUAGUUGUAUACAUAUUGGUUUAUAUACCGUGAACUUACGCUUAAAGUUGUAAUUGAAAUGCCUCAAAUAUUUUACGCGAAUUAUUUUUGUCGUGUGUUUAGACUAAUUUUGUUCGCUGCCUCAACAUGUUGGUUAGACAUAACCUCGUAUUUCUCAGCAAUAAAAUGUUCAUAGACUGAACAAGUGCCACAGUUUACUGUCUUUAAUAAUGAUGUGUUCGGCAGACUUUUAUGGAGGUACAAGUGAACUUGAGAACAUUAAUGUAUUUUGCCAAGGAUUUGAACCAAUAUAAGACCUAAAAUAUUUUAUGGCAUUCAAUUAUAUUAAUAAUAUAGAGUUGUGAUUUGAACAUUUUUUAUAAAUUAUGAGAACGCGCUUACAAUGAUGACCAUCACUCUAUAUUUUGUGUUCUUAGAAAUAUGUGUUAGCUAACUUUUGUAUUAAAAACUAUAGUAAUGUUACAUAAUAUAAGAUUCAUAAAGAGCACUAUUGAAAAGAAACUUAGUAUUUCUAUAACAUUCGGAAUUAUGCAAUUAGCACAAAUGAAAGCUUCAUUAUGCAUAAUUCCAGAAAUAAACGAAUUUAAUUCGGUACUUCUGCGUGGAAGCUGUAGCGAUAUAUUGGUGGCUAUUCUAGCAUGAUUCUCUAAACCUAAACUUAAAUUUGACAGCAGUAUAUCCUUGUCAUUCUCUAUACAGAAUGAAAAGGAGAGACUGAUGUUAAAUUUAGUUUUAAGUUUAGAGAAUCACGCCAGAAUUGGCACCAUUGUUACUUUAUCGCUUCGUUGGCACACGUGCCACAAUUUAGUCGAUAUUCAAUAAUCUCGUAUAAAAACUUUGAAGCAUUUCAUGUUUUAGAGCUGUGAGGAGCUAUGUUUGUUUGCCUGGCAUUAAGUAACAUGCGAUGAGAGUAAAUUAUGUACUUUAAUUCCAGUGAAUAGAAAAUAGACUUUAUUUAGAAAAUAUUAAGGUACAAAUUUAUAGUAGGGAGUAUCAGGCCAGUUUAGUGUUUUUAAAAUUUAUUCGGCAUGAACUCGUGAACGCGAACAAGACGAUAACAGCAUCCCAAAGCCUUCAUAAUGUAAAAAUGGUGUAAGAAUUUUUUUAUCACUUAUGGCAAAUUAUUACUUUAUUAAGUAUGUAAUUGUUAUAAAUUAUAUUUAUCAUGACAUUAUAAGCAAAUUGAAAUACAACAUGUUUAAAAUGAGAUGGCUAUUCAUUAUUCUAUCAUUUCAUUUAUUUACAAAACUACAUCGCUGAUAUGCAUUUUGCAAUCGUAAAACGAGCAAGUCGCCACUAGGCUGUUCUCAAUAUGAGCCCAAUCUGCGCCAUACGCAAUGCUCUCGUGCUCUAAGUAUUCACAUGUCACGUCAAUAUGUUGAGCAUCUACCCGCAGGAUGCGGAAGCCGCCGUACAUGCAAGCUGCCAGGACCGUGUCUGGGCGAUAGGGGUGCCAUUUCAACCGCCACACACCGCCACCUACAUCUGUCUCCUCUGUGCAUUUCCUCAGGUUACGAGCGUCCCACAAUCGCACCUUCUCGUCGUAACUGUAAAAUCAAAUAUUUGAUUGGCGUGAAUUGAAAUGAAUGUGAAAUAUUGUUUGGUAUAUUGCCAUAUGCGUGCGCAAUAGGUGCCCAGCUCCAGAAACCGCAUGAUGUAGUAAUUACCAGCUUCGAACAAAAUGUACUCAAGUUUUAUAUACGUGUUACGCACUAGGCUUAUCAUAGUUAUAUUAUUAUAUAUGUGAGUUGUUUGUUACUCAAUCACACAAAAAAGGCUAAACGGAUUCUAAUGAAAUUAGGCACAUAUAGUUAACUACCUGGAUUGAGACAUAGAAUACUUUUUAGUCCGGAAAAUAAUCUUACUGUCUUGUGUAAUUCUCACACCACUUUUUUCGCGUGGACGGAGUCGGGGGCGGAAUGUAGUUAUUAUAUUAUUAUAAAUGUGAAAAUUUAUAUGUUUGUUACAACAGUUUGUCGCUCAAUCACGCAAAACGGCUGAACGAAUGCCCAUGUUUGGCACAGAUACCUAUAAUUUAUUACCUGAAUUGAGAAAUGAUACUUUUUAGUCCGGAAAAAUGUUAGGUUCUUGUGGGAAGUCGCAGGCAGAAGAUGUUAUAAAUUUUAAAGGUAUAAUGGACCUAAGAUGCUCAAAAAUAGUGUAAUUUUUUAGCACCACCGCCCAAUGAUUCAGAUUUACCCAGGGGCGUAUAUACUCUAGGGUCAAAAAGGGCUAUGGCACGCGGCGGCAGACUGAGAGCGGCGGCAAAAGCCGUACAAAGGCAUUCGUUUUUCAACUACCUAUAUUUAGAUUGGACUUACUAAUUCUACGGAGACGCAAAUAGUAAGGCGUUGAGCAGACGACGGGGCGGGGCGGGCAUUUUGUCCGCGAAGCAAUAAAGACCGCGUCUGCCCGUCGAUGUCUGCGGCUGCCCGCGCCACGUACACAAAGCACACGACGGGCAGAGGCGGUCAGUUUAGGACGUUCGUUCUAGUGAAUAGUCCAUCACUAAUAAGCGCGUGGCGCGGACUGAGCUGAUCGCCCCGCGCCGCCGUCUGCGUUACUGCAUAUAAACUGGUUUGUAUGAUCCACGGCGGGCAGCCGCGGUCUUUUUAUCCUCUGUGUGCGUUUGAAGUAUAGGAUUCACUUUGUGCUAUUAUUCGCGGCGAAAUUGACCGGCCCGCCCCGCCCCGUCGUCUGCAAAGUGCCUAAAAGCCCAGUGCGCCAGAUUUAGAAAUACGCCCCUGCCCCUGGAUUCACCCGACUCAAAAGAGUGUCAAUACACAUAACAAUACUAAUACACAAUACCCUGUAUACUGUAAGAAACACCACAAACCUGCCUGUCAACAGCUGAUGUUCGCAGUCCAUGUUGCUCCGCACCGCUGUGACGCCGGCCUCGUGGCUCCUGUUAGUCGACACCGCCGCAUCGGGCACUCUUACGUCGUAGCAUUUGAACACGCAAUCGUCACCACCUGCAUAUGGUAGUAUAGUUUUAGCUUGUGUGGGGAAAUAAAAUGUUUGGCCAGUAGGUAUUCUUAAACAAAAAAAAAACAGCGGAAACAGACAUGCAACAAUGCAGAUUAAUAUCAUCCAUGAUAUUUGUAAAAAAAGUGUUAUGUCGGCGAAAUUACUUAUUGGUCCUUCGAGCCGGAUACAAUAAAUCAUUAAUCCAGUUUUGAUUGCAAUUUAAUGCCUCGGCACUUACCACUGUAGAACACCUCUGUAUUCCAAUAAUUGAAUGCAGCUAUCCACGAUUCGAAAUUGUGUGAUUUCCAUGUAUUAGUCUUUUUCAUACCGUUCUCAGUCACUGUCAAAAUGGUCACUGAACCCGACGAAUCGCUAACCACCAACUUCGGCGGAUCAUUAAGCAUUUUAUUUGUAGACCAAUCUAGUGACAAUGCUAAAAUAUCUUUCCCUAUUUCUUCUUUGGUCCAUAAGUUAAGACUUAAACCACCAUUGUUUUCCAAACGAUAAAGUUCCACACAUCCCACUGAUGUUGCGACUGCCAACACAGGGUUACUUUGAAUAGUGUGAUAACACCAUUUUUGAUCCAAAACUCCAGCUGUGUCUAAUGUUUGAACCGGUGACAAAUCUCCGACGUUUUGAUUGACAACAAAUAGAUAAAUCUUUCCAAGCCUUGAUUGCUUCUUUGCUUCUUGAUCUUGAUCUAAAAGAAAUGUAACGUAUCGGUGAUUAGUGUACAUACUCUGAAGCCACGCAAAA
Chilo suppressalis (striped riceborer) is the source of this 11290-nucleotide messenger RNA. The record is from the annotation of a GenBank genome assembly. NCBI's taxonomy places the organism in Eukaryota, Metazoa, Arthropoda, Insecta, Lepidoptera, Crambidae.